Molecule: messenger RNA, 8299 nt
Organism: Crotalus tigris (Tiger rattlesnake)
Lineage: Eukaryota; Metazoa; Chordata; Lepidosauria; Squamata; Viperidae
Gene: TMTC2
Product: transmembrane O-mannosyltransferase targeting cadherins 2
Exons: 12
Coding region: 2471-4984 (837 amino acids)
Biological process (GO): protein O-linked glycosylation via mannose
Cellular component (GO): endoplasmic reticulum membrane
Molecular function (GO): protein binding; mannosyltransferase activity
Source: RefSeq, a predicted model, not a curated record
AUUAGUGGAAUGCCAAAUUUUAGAAAGGUAACAAUGUUACCUACUAAUGCUUCAACAAAUCGAACAGAGAUUUUGGAGUAAUGGGUGGGACACAGCAAACAUCAUCAGGUAACACACAUACAACAUAGAAACACAGAUAAAAGCAAGAAACCAUAGCAAAGUGAAUAAAAAAAUACAAGAGAAAACAUAUUUAUUGCCAAAUGCUGAAAUAUUUAUUAGGCAAAGGAAAAGUGCAACUGUCUUACACCUCAGCAGGUGGCAGCACCUAACUGACCUUGUUGAUUUUGAAUGCUAAGAAAGGCCAGCUUAGGUUAAUAUUUGGAGGGGCCUAGCUGGGGAUUCUUAACAUUGUGAAUGAAGAUGGAAUUUGUAGAAACAUCCAAGAAGACAGGGGCAAACCAUUUUUAUAACUCUGCCUAGAAAACAAUAUGGAUGUAGUAAGAAGAGUGGAGCCAGGCAUGAAAGAAAAAAAUACUAUUUUAAAACUACCUUAGUGCAAAUUUGUACUAAAUAGUAGAUAUCUAGAUUAUUUAGAUUUUGUGGCCAGGGGCUUUUUUUUUUUUUUUUUUUGCUGAAAGCUACAGCAAUAUCCAACAAUUCAACUGAAAGUUUUCUGGGGAAUAGGAAAACAAUAGAGCUUGGGGCUACACACUUGGGGCCCACCCUUGGACUAAACAGAAAAGGCUUCUGUCUAAAUCAUUUGUCGCAAAUUAUUUCUAAACCUUUUUAUUUGUGUUGGGCACUGCCUGAAGCAUACUGAAAAAAGACUAGCACAUGCUUUAAAUCUUUCAAUUAGGAAAAAAACAUUAUUCACACUUGAUUAGCGCAGGAAGGAAGGAAUUUGUUCUUCUCUUUAGCUGUGAUUAUCAAAAAGGAAAUAGGGAUAGAUUAUGUUGAACUAACAUUAAAAUCCUUCGGGUAGAAGGCCCAAUAUAUUCAACACUCAACAGCCUUCUGAAAAAUAGUGCUAUCUGCUAAGGCUUGAACAGGGCUCUCAGCAUGUUAAUAUUUCACGCACAAUGCAUCACAGUUCUAAAAUUACCAUGAUUGGCGAUGACACUUUGGAACUAACUGAACACAGCAGGGAGAACUGGUGUCAUUCUAAGAUGGGCUUCAAAAAAACAUGAAAAGCAUUGCCAGGGAAAGACUGGCAUGGUCUACUCUUAGGAAGUCUUCAGAAGGCAGUGUUGAAUAAUGAGAACUGUGAAGAGUCUAUUAAAAAAAAAAAAAGCAUCAGGAUUUCCCUCCUGCAGUGCUCUCUCAGGCUGGUAUGUCUUGUGCUUUGUCUCUUCAAGAAAUACUCUUGUUGCAGGUGGCUGGCAGAAAACAAGGAACACUGCCCAUGAAUUGAGGUUUGCAUUAGUGAUUGGAUAAAAAUAGUGGUGUUGCUCACCUUGAUCUAAUAGCAGGGCUACAGCCAUUGGUUAUGGCUGUUUGUACUCCCCCAGAUGGAACUCUCCCAGGUGUGUCUUCUGAAACCACACACAGAGGGCGAGGGCUUUCUUUCUGCUCUCCUUUCCAGCAACCUGGGAGGUAUUUCAGAGGAACCUGUAUAUUAAACAGGCCUGGUAUCUCCUAAAUAGGUGGACAGAUAACACUCACUGCGCCACCUACCCACCUCUUUGUCCUAGAAUGCCAGAUUUCAAUCCCCAUUUGGCUCAACAAUAUUGUUCCCCCGCGGGGAGGGGGAGUUUCCAGAUGACUUGCUUUUGAAUAGCGGGCAAGGAUGAAAAGCCUGUGCCAGUCGCAGAUCCGGCCGGUCUCUUUCUUCCCUCCUUUUUAGCUUCUCUCUCGCCUUCCUUCCCCUCUCCUCCAGAACUGGGGUCUCCUCUAGAAGUAGCAAGCUAUUUGUUCGUUAGCGAAGACGAAAAAAUAAAGCAGCAGCAGCAGGAAAAGACAGCAAGGAAGCGCCGCCGAAACCGAGGGGCGGAAGGCGGACUGUAGCGAGAGACAGGGGCGGACCAGAGGGGAUGGCACGCAAGCGCGAAAGAAGCUCGGUGAGCCCCACGCGGGCGCUCGCGGAGCCUUGGCUGUGGUUCUUUCAGUUCAGCUGUGAAGGGGCCUCGGGGCAGUAGGGAGUCAGCGACGGAGUGAGCCGCCCGCUAUUUGGAGAGCGGAGCAAGGCAAGCAAAUUCCGGACAAGGGUUGGUUCGAAAGGUGGAGCGGCAGCCGCUCUCGCCCUGCCCGCCCGGCCAGCCAUGGGGUAAAACAGCCACAGAGCGGACGCCGAAACAAUAAAGCGGCUGGUGCUACCGGGCUCCUCCCGCUGCUGACAGCGCCUGGCCGAGUGCGGGGAAAGGAGCGAAGAUGCCGGGGGCCGGCAGGCGUUGACCGACCGGCCUGCUAAGCAGGAGAAGGAAGCCAAAGUGAAGCCAGGCGGUUGGGAAAGCGCGCGGUGGAUGCGUUUCGGGGGUUUGGAGCGGCGGCGGCGGCAGCAAAGGAAGAGGCGGAGGUCGGCGGGAGCGGAGAAAUGAUCGCGGAGUUGGUGAGCAGCGCCCUGGGGCUCGUCCUGUACCUCAAUACCCUGGGCGCGGAUUUCUGCUACGACGACAGCCGAGCAAUCAAGACAAACCAAGAUCUCCUUCCUGAAACACCAUGGACGCAGUUAUUCUAUAAUGACUUUUGGGGCACUCUUCUGACCCACAGCGGAAGCCAUAAAUCCUACAGACCUCUCUGCACGCUCUCUUUUCGCAUUAACUAUGCUAUUGGAGGAAUGGAUCCUUGGAGUUACCAUUUUGUAAAUGUCCUUCUACAUGCAGCAGUCACGGGUCUUUUCACUAAUUUUUCUCGAGUGCUAUUUGGUGAUGGACACUGGACCUUAUUAGCUGGUUUGCUGUUUGCUUCUCAUCCCAUUCACACUGAAGCAGUGGCAGGAAUUGUAGGAAGAGCUGAUAUUGGAGCUUGCCUUUUCUUUCUGCUCUCCCUAGUCUGUUAUAUUAAACACUGCUGUACAAGAAACUACUCGGAAGGAACCUGGGGCUGGAUCUUGGGUGCCGGUCUGUGUGCCACUUGCAGCAUGUUAUGGAAGGAACAAGGAGUGACCGUGCUGGCUGUGUCAGCAGUUUAUGAUGUGUUUGUAUUUCAUAGGCUAAAAAUGCACCAAAUUGCUCCUGCUAUAUAUAAGAGGAAGAAUUUGCCUCUUCUUUUGAGCAUUGGUUUAUUGAUCUUCUGGGGAGCUUUAUUGCUGGGUCUUCGCUUCUACUGGAUGGGGAACAAACCUCCCAGCUUUUCCAACUCUGACAACCCAGCAGCUGACUCAGAUAAUUUUUUAACAAGAGUUCUGACCUUUUUUUAUUUGCCAACCAAAAACCUUUGGCUGCUGUUGUGCCCAGACACUCUUAGCUUUGAUUGGUCCAUGGAUGCUGUGCCUCUUCUCAAAACAAUCAAUGACUGGAGGAACCUACACACAGUGGCCUUUUAUGCUGGAUUCCUCCUCCUUACUUAUACCAGUUUGAAAAAUUCCAGCAUAGGACGAGAAGGCAAUGGGAAAAGUAUAGCAAAUGGCAGACUUAAUGGCAAUGGUCACAACUACCUAUCUGAACUGGAAGAUAAAGAAUAUAAAGAGUUGACAUCCAGUUUUGCAUCUAAAGAAGAAAAUGGCAUUAACAAAGGCUUACCACAAAAACCACAUAUUCCCUCAACAGAGAAUAUUGUGGUUUUGUCACUGUCUUUAUUAAUUGUUCCUUUUAUUCCUGCCACAAACUUGUUUUUUUAUGUAGGCUUUGUGAUAGCAGAGCGUGUGUUGUAUAUACCUAGUAUGGGCUUCUGCCUCUUGAUCACUGUGGGCACAAGAGCCCUUUAUGUCAAAGUCCAAAAACGCUUUCUGAAGAACUUGAUUUUUUUGGCUACUGCUACAUUAAUUUUUUUUUACGGACUGAAGACAUUUGUCAGGAAUGGGGAUUGGCAGAAUGAAGAGAUGCUGUAUAAAUCAGGGAUUAAAGUAAAUCCAGCAAAAGCAUGGGGUAACCUUGGAAAUGUUUUGAAGAGCCAGAGUAAGAUUUCUGAAGCUGAAAGCGCCUAUAGAAAUGCCUUGUAUUAUCGCAGCAACAUGGCUGAUAUGCUUUAUAAUUUGGGAUUAUUAUUGCAGGAGAACAACAGGUUUUCAGAAGCACUGCAUUAUUAUAAAUUGGCUAUUGGAAGCAGACCUACUUUAGCCUCUGCUUAUUUAAAUACUGGUAUCAUCUUAAUGAAUCAAGGCAAGGCUGAGGAAGCCAAGAAGACAUUUUUGAAGUGUUCAGAGAUUCCUGAUGAAAACUUAAAAGAUCCUCAUGCUCAUAAGAGUUCUGUUACCAGUUGCCUUUAUAACUUGGGGAAACUUUACCAUGAACAGGGACAGUAUGAGGAUGCCCUUUUAGUUUACAAAGAGGCAAUACAGAAAAUGCCAAGACAGUUUGCACCACAGAGUUUGUAUAAUAUGAUAGGAGAAGCCUACAUGAGACUUAGCAGAUUCUCUGAAGCAGAAUAUUGGUAUGUGGAAUCACUGCACUCUAAAACUGAUCACAUUCCAGCUCAUCUCACAUAUGGGAAACUUCUUGCUUUAACGGGUCGCAAGAGAGAGGCAGAAAAAUAUUUCUUAAAAGCAAUUCAGUUGGAUCCUAUGAAAGGAAACUGUUAUAUGCAUUAUGGCCAGUUUCUGUUAGAAGAAUCUCGGUUGAUGGAAGCAGCAGAGAUGGCCAAGAAAGCAGCUGAGUUGGAUAAUACAGAGUUUGAUGUUGUGUUCAAUGCGGCUCAUAUGCUUAGACAAGCUAGUCUCAAUGAAGCAGCUGAAAAAUAUUACAAAAUGGCAGCUGAGCUAAGACCUAAUUACCCAGCUGCCUUAAUGAAUUUGGGAGCUAUUCUUCAUCUUAAUGGGAAACUUUUGGAGGCUGAAUCAAACUAUCUUCAUGCCCUUCGGUUUAAACCGGACGAUGUCAUCACACAAUCAAAUCUUCGCAAACUCUGGAAUAUUAUGGAAAAACAAGGCUUAAGAACAACCAAAACAUAAUGCAGGGUUUUUUAAAAAUGUUGUUGUUGCUGUUUGCAAAGAGUUUAGAAAACAAUUAAAAUCCAGACUAACUUUUGGAGGACUGUUUGUUGAGUGCUCUUGCUAACUAAGCUGUAAUUGUCAAAGGUAAUUGCUGCUAGGAAAACCUACAGGGCUGCAUUUUGAGGUUUCUAAUUGAAAAUGAGAAAAGAGCAAAAUCUUUUUGAUAAGUUUCAUGAAGGACUUAAUAAUUAUUGCCCAAACCCAGAAAAUUAAAAAAGAAAACCUGAAACUGGAGCACCUGAAAGGGACCCACUUUAGCAUAUUCACUAGGGCAUAUUAGUCAUUCUCACUUUGGUCAUUUUUAUGUGGUUUCUGAUAGAAAAGUCAUGUUGGCCUAUAGAGCAUCCUUCCAGUCAAACUAAGAAUUUAGGAGAGGAUAAAGACUGGCUUAAAUUAUUAUCUUAGGCUAUAAUUCAUGAAAUGUAUACUAAAACUAAGUGUGUUUGCUAUUUGUCUUGAUAUUGUAUAAAUCCACAGACCUGCUUCUGAGCUACUUCACAUACUGUACUAGUUCAACUAUUUGAAAAAAAAAUUGAAAGAUGUGGUUUCAUGUCUAAUCUUCACUGGCAAAUGCAUAUUGUCAACCUGUUUGGUUGGCUGGCUGGCUGGCUGUGAAUUAUCCUCUGAAUGUGUAAGAAGCAAGCAACAAUGAAGGAGACUUGGAAUGUAGAAUUAACCAUAUAUAAUAGUACAAUAGUAAUGAAGAAUUAAGGCAAGCUCUUUGUCAUCUUCUUGUAAUCUAUUAUGCUCCAGAGCCUGAAUAAUCAAUUACUUUUAAAAGUACAGCAGGUUGCUGAACCCAUACUAUACAGUAAAUGCUUCUAUCUUUCCUUUGCCCUUGUAGAAAAUGGGAGUAAUCUGUGUUUUAAAACAGAACCUAUCCACUGGGUAGGAGAACUGAACCUUGCUCACAACUUCAACUUUGUUAUGCUUUGUUCCUUUAGCCAGCUUGCCUUACUUUCAAGAUCAAAUCAGAGUUAAGCUGGAGAGCCAUGUCCAUAGUAAUGAAAUAUAAAGUAUGGAUUUAGGUUUGUUCUUUUCAACAAUACAUAUUUUAUUAAAAAGAAAUCCAUUUGUAUACAAACAUUUUAAAUAUGAACUGAGUAGACAUAUGAAGAAGAAACAUGCAUUUUCUGCCUUUUAGUACAUUGAAAGCAAAGGAUAGAACAGUGUAGAUGAACAUGUUACUAAUAUUGUUUUUGAAAAUAUGCAAACACUUGUAGCAUGGUUGCAUCUGUACAUGCUGUAGAUUGCAUCCAUAGAUUGAUUACAUGAUGCAUCAAGCACACAUAAAGCAAACUACUAUCUCCAUUAAACUGAUACCCAGGUUGCCAGUUUAUGUAAAUAUAUUUUCCAAGUAAGUUGUCAUUGGAUUAACAACAAAUUUGUAGGCAUGCCUUUGGUGAAUUCAUUUUUUGAAUGUUAGCAGCAGGAUUUACCGUUUGUGAAAAAUAAACUAUUGUGCUAUUUGCAAGAAACUAAAAGAGUUUAAUAUUUAAAAAAAAAUAGUGAAUCCACAAAAUGUUAGACCAAAAGGAAUUAUGUGACUGAAAACAGUUUUUUGCAUUUAUUAUGUUUGCAUUUAUUUAACUUUAUUUAUAGAUGAAAAGAAAAAUGUGUGUAGAUUCUAACCCAAUUCUGCAUUCUUUUCUUAGGUUUAAUAUUUCAGCUUAUUUAGCCUAAUUUUUAUGAUUUGCAUAAGAGCAUUAUUUAAAAACUAGACCAUUUACCAAAUUCUUUUAUUAACUAAACAAAUUAUACUGUAAUUUCAAAAUGGCAUAUAUCCCCAACAGUCAUCUUUAAAUCAGUUAGACUGGCACCUAAGAGCUACUGUAGACAUAUCCAAGGCUGACUUAAUUUUUCAUCUAUGAAAUAUAUAUCCAAUUCUAAAUUCAUACUUAAAACCACUUCAAAUUAAAAUCGGAAGCAUGGAUGAUUGUUUCAGAAAUAGAGAGCUAGUUCUGUGAUCCUUUGCAUCCUGGCACUAUAUCAGGCAGUAUCCAUAGAUUGAAGAUUAGGUGUCUCUAAGAAUCCUCCCUAUAUUAAAAAAAAAUGUUUGUAUUGAAUAUCAUUCUAUUGUUAUUACUUUGGAAGUGAUGCAUUGUUGAAGGUUUUUAUUUGCCAACUGCAGCAAAUAGUCAUUAGCUAGGAUUUCACAAUGGUUGCCAGUCUUCUGGUUGCUUUUCAUGGUGUGCUUUUAAAUGUUUAAAGAAUGUAUUGGUAUUUAGAAGGAAACAGGAACACAUUUAUUCUGUGCAUUUUAGUCACCCCAGCUUUCUAUGUAGACUUAUUAAGGAACAAUGGGCUGUUUUCUCAGCAUAACUACAAUUUAUGUCAUCCUUGGUGAUACUCUGAGCUUGCUUAGUUUUCCAUUAGGAGUACCAUUAUUAGAAAAAUUUUAUUAUUAGGCACUAUCUUUUAAUUUCUGUUUUCUUACAUUAGCCAAUUUUAUGUUAGAGCUUUGUGCAGAUGAGUGACCUUUCAAUUUUUUCCUUUCAAGUGGAGUUCCAGAAACUGUUUUAUGGGAUAGAAAAAACUAAAAUGUUAACCAAUGAAAUUCAGUGUUCUUACUGUUAUGCAUUCAGAUAUGGAUAAAAUGCAAUGUUAGCUACUGUCUAUUUAAUGAACAAUGUACUGUUGCAUCAUUUUCUCAAAACUGUAAAACCAAAUGCUAUAUUAAUGAUGAAGAUUGAAUUUUUAGCAUCACCCUAUGCAUGUAUACUCAAGAGUAAAUCCAAUUAAAUUCAGUGGGUCGAACUCCAUGGAAUUGUGUAUAGGAUAGCAAUUUAACUGUAUUAAUACGACAUUCUGAAAUGUUAAACUUCAGCAUCGGAUGCAAGGUCAACUUCCUAGUUGUAACAUUUCACUUUUUAUUAUACUAUCUCCUUUUUUGUGUUCUUUAUUCAUAAUUACAUUUCUUAUACAAUAGAUUUCCAUGAAGUUGUACAGAAGUUUUGCUUGUCUCAAACCAGAGAAUAACAAAUUGUUAAAAUUUUGUUUUUCCAUUCAUUUUCAGUAUAGGGUUAGGCUUUAUAUCUCUCAGUUUUCAAAUAAGUUUAAAAUUAUUGUCUCUGCUCAGGGAUUUGUGGUGGAUAUUGCAGACAGUGCUUAAAAAUAAGAGCACAAAUUUACUAAAUUAAAUUUUUAUUUUUUGAGAAAGCAUAUUUGUAUAAAUUAUCAAGAUUUGUAGGGUUUCCUUUUUGUAGAAAUAAUUGUUUAUGUGCCAGAUAAGAAAAUCCACUUUGUUUUCAAUAAUAAAUGAUUGAUAACAAA